Messenger RNA from Pyrenophora tritici-repentis Pt-1C-BFP, 1283 nucleotides. Its product is annotated as GTPase SAR1 and related small G protein. Gene Ontology annotation, biological process: protein localization to plasma membrane; regulation of exocytosis; protein secretion. Gene Ontology annotation, molecular function: GTP binding; GTPase activity. Gene Ontology annotation, cellular component: plasma membrane; endosome. The record is from RefSeq and is a predicted model, not a curated record. Lineage: Eukaryota; Fungi; Ascomycota; Dothideomycetes; Pleosporales; Pleosporaceae.
GUGCUGCCUUGCUGUUACCCACACAGCAUCUCAGUCCCCACCACGACCCCAUACUCGACGUCCUGCUGCAAAGUCGACCAAAUCCCAAGCCUCACAUUCCGCCAUCGCAAACCGACCGCUCCUCGUAAACAGGCCCAAACCGGCGGGUUGCCAACUUCCAACCCACUCUCGAUACCGCAUAACCGCCACGUUUGCUCAACAUGGCAGGCUCCAGGAAUUAUGACUUUCUCAUCAAACUGCUCCUCAUAGGCGACUCGGGCGUAGGCAAGUCGUGCUGCCUGCUGCGCUUCAGCGAAGACUCGUUUACGCCCUCGUUCAUCACCACCAUUGGCAUCGACUUCAAGAUCCGCACUAUUGAGCUCGACGGCAAGCGCGUGAAGCUGCAGAUAUGGGAUACCGCGGGUCAAGAGCGCUUCCGGACUAUUACCACGGCGUAUUACCGGGGCGCCAUGGGUAUCCUGCUCGUGUACGAUGUCACGGAUGAGAGGAGCUUCACCAACAUACGCACAUGGUUCUCAAACGUCGAACAACACGCCACCGAAGGCGUCAACAAGAUCCUCAUCGGCAACAAGUGCGACUGGGAGGAGAAGCGCGCCGUCUCGACCGAACAGGGCCAGGCCCUCGCUGACGAACUCGGUAUCCCCUUUCUCGAAGUCUCGGCUAAGAGCAACAUCAACGUUGACAAGGCGUUCUACAGCUUGGCCAGCGAUAUCAAGAAGAGGCUUAUUGAUACCGCGAGGACGGACCAGACAGCUGCUCCUAAAGUCGACGUCGGUGGGCCUGACAGCGGGAACGCGGGUAUGGGCGGGAAAUGCUGUUAGAAAGGUGGAUGGACGGACGAGUGAGUCAUGGGGAAAGAGAGGGUGGGAGGAGGGUGGUUGCUAGCUAGCUUAAUGGGGGAAAGAAGCGGUGUCUGGUCACGUGUACGAAGGUGGCAGAUAUGAUGUUGCUUGUUCUGGCCAUGCGAGGGGUUGAAAGGUGGGUGGAUGGUUUAGUUGGCUAAUAUCCUGGCCACUAUCUGUGUGAGAGACAGACAGAAAGAGAUUUUCAUGACCAUGAUACAUACGAUGGAUAAGUUUCGCCACUCCGAGCGAGAGUCUCGUUGGGUUAUCAUGACUACUACUACUACUACUACUACUAGUACUACUACUUUUUCCUGCGAGUUUCUUCUUAGGCGUUUCUUUUUGGUUGUUAAAGAGAAUGGAGGGAGUUUUUCUUUCUUUCUUAGUUCAUUAUUAUAGUACAUUACACGUUUUUUUAGUAAUGACAAUACAACGUCAAUA